This is a messenger RNA of Triticum aestivum (bread wheat), 2115 nucleotides long. RefSeq lists its product as uncharacterized. NCBI's taxonomy places the organism in Eukaryota, Viridiplantae, Streptophyta, Magnoliopsida, Poales, Poaceae. The record is from RefSeq and is a predicted model, not a curated record. The coding region runs from base 1 to 2115 and encodes 704 amino acids. The transcript has a single exon.
AUGACUGCUUCGCCCCAGGACAUUUGGAAGAAUUGGUCCAUCCAGAUCCUGGUGCUCUUCAGCCUCGGGUGCCAGAUCACCCUCUUCCUCUGUGCCGGGAUCCGCAGGCGUGGAGGCCACCCUUUUCGGCGGUCCCUGCUCUGGCUGGCGUAUCAGCUAGCUGACUUCAGCGCGACAUUCGCCCUCGGCCACCUCUCCCUCACGGACGCGCCGCGCGAGCACGUGAUCGUCGCGUUUUGGGCGCCCUUCCUUCUCCUGCACCUUGGAGGCCCGGACAACAUCACCGCAUACUCCCUCGAGGACAACACGCUCUGGAUGCGCCACUCGGUGGAGUCCAUCCUUCAGGUGUUGGGAGCCGUGUAUGUUCUCUACGAGCACAUCGCGGACAAGGAGGCCAAGCUCCGGCUUGCCACCAUCUUGAUGCUCGCCAUCGGUGUUAUCAAGUACUGGGAGAGGAUGUGCGCGCUUCGGGGGGGCAAUCUGGACAGCAUCCGAGGCUCCAUCAAGAAGCAACCAGCUGCCAUGCAUGGACAUUUCCACCCUCACGAUGAAGUGUUGAAGUGUGGCGAGUUGGAUGAGGAAUCCCUUGUGCGACGAGCUCACUCGCUCUUUCACAUAUGCAAGCGUGCCAUAGUUGACUAUACGGUGAUGGAAGAUGAUUCACACGGCCAAGACACCACUGAAAUAAUUCUCAAGGUCAAUUUAUGGCAAUUGAUGGAGAUUGAGCUCUCCCUCAUGUAUGACAUGUUGUACACCAAGGCACCUGUCAUCCACACCUGCUUCGGCUACUUGCAGCGUCUAAGCUCGCCAGUCGCCAUUCUCGCCUCACUGCUGCUGUUCAAGUUCAUUGACAUGGACGACCCCCGCCCAGUUGAUGUGGUCAUCACCUAUAUAUUGUAUGGUGGUGCCAUGUUCAUGGAGACGACAUCGCUGGUGAACGCACUGGGCUCCUCUUGGACAUUUGCCUUCCUGAGUACCACGAGAAGGCAAUGGCUUCGAUACACAGCUCUGUGCAAUAAAAGGUGGGACCGGCUUAGGCGUGUUGUUGCAUGCCUUCAUCAUCUUGUCAGGGUAGGAGGAGGUAGCCGAUACAGAUCAAGAAGCUGGACAUAUACCAUGACUCAGUACAACAUGCUGCACUUUUGCUCUGGCUCUGACAGUGCACUCACCAGGCCUCUGCUUGGCAGUUUGGCCAAAGUGGUGGGUCAAGAUGAGCUUUGGAACAAUGAGCAUUACUCAUGGGUUAUUGACAUGCCGGAGUAUGUCCAAAAGUGUAUCUCUGGACAUAUGCAGAAUAUGUACAAUUGUGAAGAUACCGGUGUCGGUGUGAACUCACUGGGAAUGCUCAAGAACAGGUGGGGUGAGGAACCUCUGGCUCGCAAGGAGUUGCUCAUAAAAGGCAGCAUAUUCAAAGACUCCCUCGGUGUUGAGUUCCAGGAAUGCAUCAUCAUCUGGCACAUUGGCACUGAUGUUUUCCUCGCCAAGAGCAAGGGAGCCAAAGAAGAGGAGGCACAGAGUGAUGUGGAGGCGAUCAAAAUGAUAUCCAACUACAUGAUGUACCUUCUCGUGAAACAACCAGACAUGCUGCCAGGCCUCCCCCAAAACAGGUUGUACCAACUGACCUGUCAAAGUCUCGAGAAACUCAAGACUCGUGGACAUACAAAAAUGAAAAUCGGUGCUAUGCUCAAGAAUCUGUUUAGCCUUAAGGAUGACCCCGAUUCUAUUUCCAGGGUCACGGACAGAGAGGACCUUGCAGAAAAACUAUAUGAUGAGUAUGACGGAAAAGGCUUCAUCUACGAUGCUCCUCGUCUCCCCUAUGUGGUUAAUCUUGUCAAGGAACUGCUAACAAUGGAGGAGAAUUGCACGGUUGACUUGGUACUGAAACUUGUCUUGGACGUGUGGAUGGAUAUUCUUGUCUACGCAGGCAACAAAUGCAGCAGGAAGUUCCAUGCCGAGAAACUCAACAGUGGCGGUGAGUUGACAACCAUCCUGUGGCUUAUGUCAGAGCACUUCUACCACGUUUAUGCGCAGGACCUGAUCAAAGACAGCAAAAAGGAAACUGAUGUAGCAGAAGACACCAGUCCCCAAGAAGAAGAAGAUGAUGAUAACGUGUAG